AUGGCUCCUGGAUCAGCCUAUGAAAUCCUCCCUGAUUUUGACGCGCUCUCAGAUUUGGAUGAAACCAAUGAACUGGUGGCCAUAAAGAAGUUCAAAGACAGUGAAGAAAAUGAGGAGGUCAAAGAGACUACUCUGCGGGAGCUUAAGAUGCUUCGGACACUGAAGCAAGACAAUAUUGUCGAGCUGAAGGAAGCUUUCCGUAGACGGGGGAAACUCUACCUUGUCUUUGAAUACGUCGAGAGGAACAUGCUGGAGCUAUUAGAGGAACUGCCCAAUGGUGCGCCGCCUGACAAAGUACGCAGCUACAUCUAUCAGCUCAUCAAAGCCAUCCAUUGGUGUCACAAGAAUGAGAUAGUACACAGAGACAUCAAGCCUGAAAACCUUCUUAUCAGCUCCGAGGAUGUUCUCAAGCUCUGUGACUUUGGUUUUGCUCGUAACCUGUCUGAGGGGACAGAUGCCAACUACACAGAGUAUGUGGCAACAAGGUGGUACCGCUCACCUGAGUUGCUGCUGGGGGCUCCCUAUGGGAAGGCAGUGGACAUGUGGUCAGUGGGCUGUAUCCUGGGGGAGCUGAGUGAUGGACAACCCUUGUUCCCCGGUGAAAGUGAAAUAGAUCAGCUCUUCACCAUUCAGAAGGUACUGGGGCCACUCCCUGCGGAACAGAUGAAGCUGUUCUAUAACAACCCUCGCUUUCAUGGAAUCAGGUUUCCUUCAGUUACUCACCCUCAGACCCUGGAGAGGAGAUACCUUGGCAUCCUAAGUGGUCUGAUGUUAGAUCUGAUGAAGAACCUGUUACUCCUGACCCCUACGGAGCGCUAUCUGACGGAGCAGAGCUUGAACCACCCUGCCUUCCAGCCCCUUCGGCAGACGGAGAGAGAGAGGCCUCCUCCCUCCUCUCCCAAUCCUCCACGCUCCUCCAAGAGGAAGACACACCACCACGGAGAGAACACGGUUCCUACCAGAAGUCAUGGUAAGAGCUCGAGCCACCGUCGAUCCAACAGUAAAGAAUGUUCUAGUCUCCCUCGCCAUGGAGAUCUCCAUCACCUGGGCAAUGAGAGCUUUCUCAAUGGUAAUAAACCGGCCCCCACCAGUUUGAGUCCCACCCUCCAUCCCAAGAGCCAAUACCUGUCCCAGACUCUAAAUCGUUCUGCCUCCUGCAGCAAAGACCUGGCCAAUAACAAUCUGCCACACCUCCUCAGUCCCAAGGAGCCCAAAGGCAAGACAGAGUUUGAUUUCAACAUGGGGUCAGCCCCAAAGCUGCCAGAGCAGGGAGUUGGGGUCAAGUACAGCCAUGGUAAGCCCAGCUCCUCCCGCUCUCAGCAGCAGCAGCAGCAGCAACAACAACAGCAGCAACAACAACAUCAGCAACAACAGCAGGCCAGCCGUCACCCCUUCCUGGAGGGAAAGACCAACACACUGCAGUCUGGAGCGGAGAAACAACAUAGUCGUCACGCCCACAGUAUGGCAGACUCCGCCCAUGGAUCAAUGUCUUCCUCCUCUAAGAGCUCGGCCUCGUAUCUGAGCCUGUCCAAGAGCCACAGCGCCUUGAGCGAUGCAAAGUCUGUGGGAAACCUCAGCGAUGGCCGGCUUCAUCCAGAUGACCCAACCUCAAACGCAACAGCGGGGGUUGGUGUUGGAGCUCGCUUCUUCCCCACUAGCUGUUUAGACCUCAAUGCCCCUUCAGGACCUCUGGGGCCCCCCGGCAGCCCCUCCGCACGACACAGUGACCGCUCCGGGCAUAGCCCUGCCUCUCGUGGCAGCAGCAAUAUCCGAAUGGAGAGCAGCACACUUGACUCCUCCUCAAGGCACAAGUCCAGACACAAAUCUUUGGCACCAGAAGACGCCAAAGCACCAGAGCUCCUAGACCCAGGAGGAGCCAGCAUGCCCUCCACUCAUACCCUGCCAUCGCCUCAUGAGUCUUACCACUAUGGGCUGGGCUAUACCUCACCUUUUUCCUCUCAGCAACGACCUCACCGCCACUCUAUGUACGUGAGGAGGGAGCGCCACCGGCCCCAUGGAGUGGUGGAAGGUGGGUUGGGGGGCCUGCCUGCACCAGGGCAGGGGAUGCCAACACGUGCCAGUAGCCUGCAGCUCCUCUCCCCCCAGCUCCAACACCGGACCACCCUCACCGGACACUCUGUGAGCUCUUCCAGAGAGGACUGCACCGACGACAUGACUAGGAGUGAGCAGUCUCCUAAAGACAUGAGCCACCCUUGUGCCCCCAUCAAAGAUUCUACGCGGGACAACACUCCUGCUUUUCAUUCACAGCGCUCUAAAAAUGAGGUGGGCAUGUACCAUGACCCACACGGUGAAGAUGGAGCAUCCUCCAAGGAGAACCGUAUUAUCUUCAGCGAGUCUAUGCCUCGGAGAGUAGGCAGCUUCUACCGAGUCCCUUCUCCCAGACCAGAUAACUCCUCCUCUUUCCAUGAUGGUAUCGGGCAGGGGCGAGGGCCUGUUAUUCCAGUUGGACCAGUAGACCCUGUUGCUAUGGCAAACCACUCCAAACGCCAGACUGCUUUUGACUGGACUGCUGCAGAGGCCAUGGUCAUGAGUCCUCCAGAGCCCAUCAAAGAGAAGGAGAAACAAGGCUUCUUCAGGGCUAUUAAAAAGAAAAAGAAGAAGACACAAAUAACGGACAUGGAAGAUGGGAGGAACCCCAGCAUAAGGAAAAGCCUUUUCCCCCUCUUUAGCUCUAAGAAUAGCUUAAAGCACAACUCAGCUGUCAAAGUCCUACCUGUAGUCGUCUCGCCUAUGGUACAACACCAGCCUACCACGCCCUAUCCUGCCUCACCAGUUCCUGGUAAUGGGCAAGACCACUUGUCCCUGCAGAGGGGCUCCAAGUCAUCUUCUCACCACAGUAGCUGUCGAAAAAAUCGCGAGCGCUCCCGAGACCGAGAUCGAGAGCGGGAGCGAGAACAGAGUCGAGACAGAGAGAGAGAACGGGAGAGAGAGAGAGAAAGGGAAAGAGAGAGGGACAGAGGAAGAGAGAGAGAAAGACUCAGUGACUGGCCACCAGAGAAGCCGGUUGAUUCACACUCUCAGAGCCAACCGCUGAAGUCACUUCGCAGACUCCUCCACCUCUCCCCCUCUUCGUCUAGCCAAGCACAGCCUCCUCCUCCCCCAGACCUGCGCUUCCAAGCAACGCUCACCAACCCCCCACAGCCCUCGUCCAAAGGGGGCUACUCUGAGGGCAGGAGUCACACAGAGAGCAGGGGGCAUUCCGGAGUGAGCAGCUCAGUCCAGGCCAAGAGUCGCAAGGCCAGCUACCCCCUCCCGGGACAGAUUGAGUCAAGCUGGCACGUGUCUGCCUUACAACGAGCCGAGGGGGGCCAGUACACCGCUGAACAGUUGGGCAUCAAACCGGGGCUGAACGGACCCACCUUCACCCGCGCCUCCCGCACCAGGAUGCCAAACCUUAAUGACCUGAAGGAGACAGCGCUGUAA
Molecule: messenger RNA, 3444 nt
Organism: Lampris incognitus (smalleye Pacific opah)
Lineage: Eukaryota; Metazoa; Chordata; Actinopteri; Lampriformes; Lampridae
Gene: cdkl5
Product: cyclin dependent kinase like 5
Exons: 19
Coding region: 1-3444 (1147 amino acids)
Biological process (GO): regulation of dendrite development; positive regulation of axon extension; protein phosphorylation
Cellular component (GO): dendrite cytoplasm; nucleus
Molecular function (GO): protein kinase activity; ATP binding
Source: RefSeq, a predicted model, not a curated record